AUGGGUCAAGACUCUGCAGUAGGCGAAGCAUCUUCGCAGUCCACGCGUGGUGACGGGCCUCUAUCAGCAGUGGAACAAGAAGAUAAGCUACACAAUGAAGUUUCGAAAGUGGCGAAGCGAUUGUCGACAUCUUCUGCUUCGGAAAAUGGGCAGCCCCAGGUACUGAACCCGAUGCCUGGCAGUAACCUUGACCCUUCGUCUCCCGCAUUUGACGCUCGCACCUGGGUCAAGGAGUUCAAUAGAUUGCUUGAAUCAGACCCCGAGUCUGCGCCACCUCGGGCCCUCGGCGUCGCGUUCAAACAACUUGGUGUAUUUGCAUAUGGCACAGCCGCAGAGUUUCAGAAAACCACCGGAAAUGUCCUGAUUGAAGCAGCAGUUUAUCUAGCAAGAUGGUUUCGUGGGAACCGACAUGGCAGACGCGUCGAUAUUUUACGCAACUUUGAGGGCGUCGUGGAAAAAGGGGAGAUGCUGCUCGUCCUCGGGCCCCCCGGUUCGGGCUGUUCUACUCUUCUCAAGUCGCUAGCAGGGGAAACAGCGGAUCUGAACAUCGCGCCGGAAUCAUACAUCAACUUCCGAGGGCUGGACCUUGCCAGUGUCCGUUCCUCGUUUCGUGGAGACGUUUUGUACAAUGAUGAGCUCGAUACUCACCUGGCGCAUCUAACUGUGGGGGAGACUCUGACAUUUGCUUCUCGUGCUCGCUCUGUACGACACGUACCGGGGGCCUUCAGCCGCAGGCAGCUGGACACAGCACGCCGCGAUGUCAUGAUGGCCACUUUCGGCUUGAAUCAUACAAUCGAUACUCGCGUUGGAGAUGACUUCGUGCGUGGAGUCAGCGGAGGAGAGCGCAAGCGAGUCAGUAUUGCGGAAGCAUCUCUCGCCGGGGCGAAAUUCCAGUGUUGGGAUAAUUCUACGCGCGGGCUCGACAGCGCUAAUGCCAUUAACUUCUGCAGCAGUUUACGCCUUCAAGCAGACCUUCUUGAUGUAACCUCUGUGGUUACCUUGUACCAAGCACCGCAGGCGGCCUACGAUCUCUUUGAUCGAGUGACCUUAAUCUAUGAGGGAAGGCAAAUAUUCUUUGGUCAUAUAACCGAAGCAAAAGGUUAUUUCGAGAAACUGGGCUUUUUUGCUCCUUCUAGACAAACAAUCCCGGAUUUUCUCACGUCUAUGACGAGUGCGGAGGAGCGACGUGUGAGACCUGGGUUCGAGGAAUCAGCGCCUCGCUCACCGGAUGAGUUCGCAGAACGAUGGCGGCUAAGCGAUGAAAGGAGGAAGCUACUGGAUGAGCUGGCAUCAUACGAGCAGAAACACCCCCCAGAGGUGCGAAUGGCGGAGUACGACCGGUCCAGGCGAGCUGAACAGGCUCAGCAGCAGCGCGCCAAGUCUGCUUAUACCAUAUCAUACCCUCAGCAAGUUUCUCUGACUCUUUGGCGGGCUUACCGAAGACUGCUAGCUGAUCCUGGUUUCACAAUCGCCUCCUUGCUCUUCAACGUCGUGAUGGCGCUUAUAUUGGGUAGCAUGUUCUACAAUCUCAAGCCAGAUACCUCUAGCUUCUAUUACCGUGGAGGGAUUAUCUACUUUUCGCUCCUUUUCAAUGCAUUUGCAAGUCAGCUCGAGGUGAUUCCGUCUAAGCUCAAUUUUUCGGUUCUGACUAUCUAUGCCGAGCGCCCAGUUGUUGAGAAGCAGAAUCGCUAUGCCUUCUAUCACCAGUCUGCUCAGGCGAUUGCGAGCUACCUGAUGGAUCUACCCUACAAGAUCAUCAAUAUGUUUGUUUUCAACAUUCUCAUUUACUUCAUGGCGAAUCUGAGGCGAGAAGCGGGUGCUUUCUUCUUCUUUUGUCUCACCACACUUCUCAGCACUUUAGUUCAAUCAGCCGUCUUUCGCACAUUGGCCUGCAUUACUCGGACUUCCGAGCAGGCUAUGAUCCCAAGCGCCAUUUUAAGUCUUGGGCUCAUGAUAUACACGGGAUUUACAACGCCGCCGGGGUAUAUGCCGGGAUGGUCGCGGUGGAUGGCGUAUAUCAACCCCCUAUGGUACGGUUUUGAGGCUUUGAUGGCGAACGAAUUCCAUGAACGGGACUUCCCAUGUGCUAGCAUGGUGCCUACCGGACAAGGAUACGCUAACCUCCCAUCGGCAUCACAAAUAUGCUCUGUUGUGGGCUCUGAAGUUGGCUCGGCCCUUGUCAAUGGGGAUAGCUACAUCAGCAAGUCGUUUGACUAUUGGAACGUACACAAAUGGAGGUUAGUGAAUUCCAAAAACACGAUUGAUACAGAAGGACAGUGCACUAACGGGUCUCGCUCGAAUAGGAAUAUUGGGAUUCUCUGCGGAUUUCUAGCAAUCUUUUUCCCUACUUAUGUGCUUGCCGCCGAACUUGCCAAGCCACCUAAGACACGCGGUGAAAUACUGGUAUUCGGUCGUGGCAAAGGAUUCCAUAGAAGGGAACAGCCCUUGGAUGCUGAGAGUCAAGAAAAGGAUCGUCCAGUAGUGGCAGAUAAAACGCACGGUUCACUGCAGUCUGACACGAUUAUUGCUGGGAAGGACGUGUUCCACUGGGAGGAUCUCUGCUAUGAUAUCAAAGUCAAGGGUGGGACCCGCCGUCUUCUAGACCAUAUUGAUGGCUGGGUCAAACCGGGGGUAUCUACUAUCCUCAUGGGUGUAUCUGGCGCAGGUAAAACGACACUCCUAGACGUUCUGGCAACCCGUGUCACCACCGGUGUUGUGACUGGCCAAGCAAUGGUGAACGGAAAACCGACAGAUCCGUCUUUCCAGCAUAAGGUUGGCUAUGUUCAACAACAAGAUCUCCAUCUGAGCACCAUGACGGUCCGCGAAGCUCUACAGUUCAGUGCUGUCCUUCGGCAAUCCGCCGAAAUACCCAAAUCUGAAAAACUAGCCUAUGUUGAGCAAGUUAUUGACACACUGGAAAUGCGAGAAUUUGCGGAUGCCGUUAUAGGUGUUCCUGGAGAGGGCCUCAAUGUCGAGCAGCGCAAACGCCUAACAAUUGGUGUAGAACUGGCCGCUAAGCCUCAGCUCUUAGUCUUCUUCGACGAACCUACCUCGGGGUUGGAUUCGCAGACCUCAUGGGUCAUUUCAGAGCUUAUCAAGAAGCUCACCAAUAGUGGUCAGGCAGUUCUCUGCACAAUUCAUCAACCAUCUGCCAUUCUGUUUAACCAAUUUGAUCGGCUGCUUCUGAUUGCACCAGGAGGAAAGACCGUAUACUUCGGCGAUCUAGGCAGCGGUGCCUCAACCUUGAUACAAUAUUUCGAGAAAUAUGGUACCCCUCCCUGUCCAGCAGGAGCCAACCCCGCAGAGUGGAUGCUACGGGUGAUCGAGCCGCCUGCUGAUGGCUCAAAAGGACUGAAUUGGCAUCAAAUAUGGUUGGACUCUCCCGAGUAUCAGGCAGUUAAAGCUGAGCUUGGUCACCUUCGAAAUCUUCGUACACUAGGAUCUACACGCGGAGAGGGUCUUGAGGUUGAAAACAGCUCUCAGCACCAGGAGUUCGUGGCUUCCUUCUGGACACAGUUCAGCCAAGUCUUGCAACGUACCUGGAAGCAUUUUUGGCGAUCACCGACUUACAUCUGGUCUAAAAUUAUACUGGUCGUCCUUUCUUCUCUUUACUUAGGGUUCAGUUUCAAUGUCAACAAUUCGAUACAAGGGCUUCAGAAUCAACUAUGGGCCAUCUUUAUGUUGCUCAUUUUGUUCAUCAACAUUACUGAGCAAAUAAUGCCCAUGUUUCUGCCCCAACGAGCGCUAUACGAGGCGCGUGAGCGGCCUUCGAAGAUUUAUCGAUGGACAACAUACCUACUCUCCAAUAUCCUCAUUGAGCUCGUCUGGCAGACUCUCAUGGCAGUCUUACUGUACUUCUGCUGGUAUUACCCUGUGGGCUUCGUCCAGAACACCACCUCCGAUGACCAAGCUAUCCGUGGUUUCGCCGUAUUUCUAUUCCUAUGGGUUUAUCUACUAUUUACCAGCACGAUGGCGCACUUCGCCAUCUUCUGGAUAAACCUUCCGGAAACCGCUGGCGUGCUUACCAGUCUUUUAUGGAUGCUAGUGGGAGUAUCCAUGGCCGAUCUACCCAAAUUUUGGACCUUCAUGUAUCGUGUGUCCCCCGCAACAUAUCUGGUUGGGGGCAUAAUGUCCAACGCAGUCGCCAACUCGGACGUAAUAUGUGCCGAUCGUGAGAUCCUCCGAAUGGCUCCAAUCGGAAACCUUACCUGCAAUGAGUUCCUCACUCCGUAUAUCAAUGUCGCUGGCGGCCUUGUGCUCAACCCGACAUCGCAGAGCACCUGCGAAUACUGUCCACUUGCUACGACAAAUGAGUUUCUUGAUCGGUUUCAGAUCUCCUACAGCACAAGGUGGCGCGACCUUGGGCUUGUAUGGGUUUACAUUCUUGUCAAUAUCGUGGCGGGAAUGGGACUGUACUGGGCGUUCAAGGUCCCAAAACGAAGGGGUAGCAAGCAUGCUUGA
Molecule: messenger RNA, 4461 nt
Organism: Aspergillus nidulans FGSC A4
Lineage: Eukaryota; Fungi; Ascomycota; Eurotiomycetes; Eurotiales; Aspergillaceae
Exons: 10
Coding region: 1-4461 (1486 amino acids)
Biological process (GO): azole transmembrane transport; transmembrane transport
Cellular component (GO): membrane
Molecular function (GO): nucleotide binding; ATP hydrolysis activity; ATPase-coupled transmembrane transporter activity
Source: RefSeq, a predicted model, not a curated record